AUGAAUCGAAAACACCCACAGCACGAGUCGCAAACGGCUAGUCAAAUAUCCCGCUCAUCCGCAAAGGUUGACAUCGCUAUGAUUUGCGAUAUCAAGUUGACAUCCAAGCCCAUACCCCUGAAACGAGAAGCCGCGCGUAGAAACCGAGUUAAUGAACACGGUGAAAACGAUCUGGAGAAGGGGAAGGGGACGCUUUCAGGUCUCACUCUCACACCUCACGACGUCGAGGUUAGCAUUCGAUGGAAUAUGGUUUUCACAUGGCAGGCGCCUAUCAUGCUCCUAGCAUACUCCGUUAUGGCAUUCCUCGUGGGUAUGACCGUAUACAAUGUUCUUGAGCUCAAACGAUUAUAG
Messenger RNA from Annulohypoxylon maeteangense, 351 nucleotides. RefSeq lists its product as uncharacterized. The record is from RefSeq and is a predicted model, not a curated record. NCBI's taxonomy places the organism in Eukaryota, Fungi, Ascomycota, Sordariomycetes, Xylariales, Hypoxylaceae. The transcript has 2 exons. Bases 1 to 351 code for a protein of 116 amino acids.